AGAUUUGAAGUUUUCUGGUCUAGUGUUACAACAUUGCUAUUUUGUGAUUAUCCAUUUUAGUUCUUGGAAACUCAUUAUUUUGUGAAGACUCUUGACUUAGAGUAUAAUGUAUGGCAUAGUGAAUUUUAUGACCCCCCCACCGACACACACACACUCUCACUCUGUCUCUUUCUCUCUCUCUCUCACAGGAUGUUUGGUGAUUGUGUAAGGGAAUUAUCUGAAAUAGAGCUGAAAAGUAGGCCACCUAUUUAUACUUGUUCAUUUGGCCUGGAAACAAUUGUGAUACUCUUGGUUAGAACAAUGCUUAGGUAACCUAAAUGAUAGAUGCCAGUGUAAGUUAGAUAGCGCUGACUAAUACUUAAUGGGAGAAGUGCUUAAGCUAAACGAGGAGGUUUUCUGGUGUUACGUUGAUUGGAAAGUAUGGGAAUGAGUAGAGAAGUGACUUGCAAAUCUAGAGGACACUGAAUGGGGUUUGGACAGUGACAGUUUCAGUGAAAGCUUAAUGAGUCAGGCUUCAUUCCAGCGCUCCAAUAGUCAUGACAAAGUAAGGAGAAUAGUUGCAGAGGAGGGUCGUACAGCAAGAAACCUAAUAGCUUGGAGUGUUCCACUAGAAAGCAAAGAUGAUGAUGGAAAACCUAAAUAUCAAACUGGUGGAAAAUCUAAGAGGACAAUUCAAGGCACUCAUAAAACUACUAAACAGAGUACUGCAGUGGACUGUAAAAUAACAUCAUCUACGACUGGAGAUAAACACUUUGAUAAAAGUCCCACUAAAACAAGGCAUCCUCGGAAGAUUGAUCUGAGAGCUCGAUACUGGGCAUUUCUUUUUGACAAUCUUCGCCGAGCAGUAGAUGAAAUCUAUGUAACUUGCGAAUCAGAUCAGAGUGUGGUCGAAUGUAAGGAGGUGCUAAUGAUGCUGGAUAACUAUGUAAGAGAUUUCAAAGCAUUGAUUGACUGGAUUCAGCUUCAGGAAAAGCUAGAGAAGACAGAUGCUCAAAGCAGACCAACAUCAUUGGCAUGGGAAGUAAAGAAGAUGUCUCCGGGACGCCAUGUGAUUCCAAGUCCAUCAACAGAUAGAAUAAAUGUAACAUCAAAUGCUCGACGAAGCUUAAAUUUUGGAGGUUCAACUGGCACAGUGCCAGCUCCUCGUCUGGCUCCCACAGGUGUCAGUUGGGCUGACAAGGUAAAGGCUCAUCAUACAGGCUCUACUGCUUCUUCAGACAUAACACCCGCCCAGUCUUGCCCACCAAUGACAGUGCAGAAGGCCUCACGCAAAAAUGAACGGAAAGAUGCUGAAGGAUGGGAGACUGUUCAGAGAGGAAGGCCUAUUCGUUCUCGAUCAAUAGCAGUGUUGCCAAAAGUUUCAUUGGCAACAGAAGCUGCAAGAUCAAAGGAUGAUAGUGAUAAAGAAAAUGUAUGUCUUUUACCUGAUGAAAGCAUACAGAAAGGUGAAUUUGUUGGAGAUGGAUCUUCUAAUACUAUAGAAUCUCAUCCCAAAGACUCAUUACACUCUUGUGACCAUCCUCUUGCCGAAAAAACCCAGUUCACAGUGAGUACGUUGGAAGAUGUGAAGAAUUCUGGCAGUAUUCAAGACAAUUAUGUUCGAACUUCUGAAGUACCUGCUGUCCACAUUGAUACAGAGUGUGUUUCAGUUAUGCUGCAAGCUGGUACACCUCCUUUACAAGUAAAUGAAGAAAAAUUUCCAGCAGAGAAAGCAAGGAUAGAAAAUGAAAUGGACCCUUCAGAUAUUUCAAAUGUGAGUGCUGCUAACUUGUCCAUGGCAGAAGUCCUUGCUAAAAAAGAAGAGCUAGCAGAUCGUCUAGAAAAGGCCAAUGAAGAAGCCAUUGCUAGUGCUAUUGCUGAAGAAGAACAGUUAACUAGAGAAAUUGAAGCUGAAGAAAACAAUGAUAUUAACAUUGAAACUGACAACGACAGUGAUUUUUCUGCCAGCAUGGGCAGUGGGAGUGUAUCUUUCUGUGGUAUGUCCAUGGACUGGAACGAUGUCCUUGCAGACUAUGAAGCUCGUGAGUCUUGGCGCCAAAAUACAUCCUGGGGGGACAUUGUAGAAGAAGAACCUGCUAGACCUCCAGGGCAUGGAAUUCACAUGCAUGAAAAACUUUCUUCACCCUCUCGUAAAAGAACAAUUGCAGAAUCUAAGAAGAAACAUGAAGAAAAACAAAUGAAAGCACAGCAGCUAAGGGAAAAGUUACGUGAAGAGAAAACAUUAAAGCUUCAGAAAUUGUUAGAAAGGGAGAAGGAUGUCCGGAAGUGGAAGGAAGAAUUACUAGAUCAACGACGCAGGAUGAUGGAAGAAAAAUUACUUCAUGCUGAGUUUAAGCGAGAAGUGCAAUUACAAGCAAUUGUGAAAAAAGCACAAGAAGAAGAAGCUAAGGUAAAUGAAAUUGCCUUUAUAAAUACCCUUGAAGCCCAGAAUAAACGUCAUGAUGUUUUAUCAAAAUUGAAGGAAUAUGAACAGAGGCUUAAUGAGCUACAGGAAGAGCGUCAGAGAAGACAGGAAGAAAAGCAAGCACGUGAUGAAGCUGUGCAGGAACGCAAGAGAGCUCUAGAGGCAGAACGGCAGGCCCGUGUAGAAGAAUUGUUAAUGAAGAGGAAAGAACAAGAAGCCCGAAUUGAACAACAGAGGCAAGAAAAGGAAAAAGCCCGUGAGGAUGCAGCCCGGGAAAGAGCUAGAGACAGGGAAGAACGAUUGGCAGCACUCACAGCUGCUCAACAAGAAGCUAUGGAAGAGUUACAGAAAAAAAUUCAGCUCAAGCAUGAUGAAAGUAUUCGAAGGCACAUGGAACAGAUUGAACAAAGAAAAGAAAAAGCUGCUGAACUAAGCAGUGGGCGACAUGCAAAUACUGAUUAUGCCCCCAAACUGACCCCUUAUGAAAGAAAGAAGCAGUGUUCUCUCUGCAAUGUGCUGAUCUCUUCGGAGGUUUAUCUUUUUAGCCAUGUUAAAGGGAGAAAACACCAGCAAGCUGUGAGAGAGAAUAGCAGCAUCCAGGGGCGUGAACUUUCAGAUGAAGAAGUGGAGCAUCUUUCCUUGAAGAAGUAUAUUAUUGACAUUGUGAUUGAAAGUACAGCUCCAGCAGAGACUUUGAAAGAUGGAGAAGAGCGGCAAAAAAAUAAAAAAAAAGCCAAAAAGAUAAAAGCCCGGAUGAACUUCAGGGCUAAGGAAUAUGAGAGUUUAAUGGAAACCAAAAAUUCUGGAUCUGAUUCACCUUAUAAAGCAAAGCUUCAGCGAUUAGCCAAAGAUCUUCUAAAACAACUGCAAGUACAAGACAGUGGCUCAUGGGCGAACAAUAAAGUGUCUGCUUUGGAUCGGACCCUAGGAGAGAUCACUAGAAUACUGGAAAAAGAGAAUGUGGCAGAUCAGAUUGCAUUUCAAGCUGCUGGUGGAUUAACAGCCCUUGAACACAUCCUUCAAGUAGUAGUCCCAGCCACAAAUGUGAACACAGUUUUAAGAAUUCCUCCUAAGUCUCUCUGCAAUGCAAUCAAUGUUUACAACCUCACCUGCAAUAACUGUUCAGAAAACUGCACUGAUGUUCUGUUUAGUAACAAGAUUACCUUCUUAAUGGACCUCCUGAUACACCAGUUGACGGUUUAUGUUCCAGAUGAAAAUAAUACUAUUUUGGGAAGAAAUACAAAUAAACAAGUUUUUGAAGGCUUGACAACGGGACUUCUCAAAGUCAGUGCUGUGGUUUUGGGCUGCCUGAUUGCCAGUCGACCAGAUGGAAACUGCCAGCCAGCUACCCCCAAAAUACCAACACAAGAAAUGAAAAACAAACCCUCACAAGGUGAUGCUUUUAACAAUCGAGUUCAGGACCUUAUCAGCUACGUGGUGAACAUGGGUCUGAUUGACAAACUGUGUGCCUGCUUCCUCUCGGUGCAAGGCCCAGUGGAUGAGAAUCCCAAGAUGGCCACAUUUCUGCAGCAUGCCACAGGACUCUUACAUGCAAUGUGCACAUUGUGCUUUGCUGUCACUGGAAGGGAUUCCAGAACAAAGCCAAAAUCCAAGAAGCUAAGAGAACAAUCUAGAAGAUCACCUGCACUGAAGAUUAGAGUGAAUGUUACCAAGCUGGAAAUCUGGGGACCAUGGAAAUGAGGGCAAACAAACAGAAGAAAAGGGAUUAUAGAGUCUGGAACUGUCACAGCUGCUUUUUUAGGCCAACUAAGGCCCGGUAUAUAAGUGGUUUAUGAAGAUGGAAUGGACAGCACUUCAUGCCCACACAAAUCAUGCUGUUUUUGCCCAGCUGUACUCUCCUUUAAGGUAAAGUAGGGUUUUCAGGCAUUGUGCAGUAUUAAUGAAAAACUAACUUUACUUUUCCCUAAUUGAAUCUAGCUUUUGAUGAACAGAAAUGAAUGUCUCACUAAGAUCUCUAGUCCUGAAGACCUAACAAAAACACCUUAAAAUCUGGUAAAAUUACAAAGAUCUCAGAAUGUACUAUGCAAAAUUUCAGAUCUUAUUUUUCACAUCUUCUAUGUAUUUGUUAAAGAAAACUUGGUGAUCCAUGCCUGAUAUGAAUAAGGCCUUUUACUUUUUUCUUAUAAACAUUUAGGCUUAAAGUGAUUAUAACUGACAGUUAAGACCAACAGAAGCCAGUGGCCUGCUCAUGGACAAAUUAUCUGUACUUCAACCUAAAUCAAAAGUAAACAUUCUCUACGGUCCCUUCAGGUCUACAUUAGUCCUGUGGAAGCCAAAUGGGACAGUCAAACCCUCCCCUUGCCCCCAUAUAUCCUGUGGACUCUUCAACAUGAAUGGUCUUUUCCAUGAAGCACUAUUUUAUGCGUUUUGAACCAUUUCCACAUCUAAGUUCUUAAAUACUUAUUUAACAGAUUUUCCUCAAUUACCAUUUUUAUUUCAUUAGGAUAAUAUCUGCAAAAGACUGGGCUGUAUUGCUUUAUAAUCUAUCAGAUUAGUGUUUUCCUAAAUAAUGGUGCAGGAGAGAAUAUGUUCUGAUAACCUUCACUUUUUUUUUUUUUCUUAAGAUUUUUUUGUAUGUAUUCUUUGGAAGAGGAAAUAGCAGUGAAUUCUUGUCACUUAAUAAAUGCUCAGAAAGACUAAGUAUUAUAAAAUGUUUUAAAUGACAAAGCUAUAUUCCUGAAUAUCUGUAUUAGAAUAUACUGAUAAUCAGUUUAAAAGCAACACAAGAGUAAAGGGGAAGUCACCAUUCUGAAUCACAGAGCAGUAAAACUGUUGUCACCAGCAAUGAUGUCACUCAUCCUCAAGGUUCUGAAAGCCUAUUAGAAAUCAGCUUUAGGGAGAAAUAUCUUCUGACUUGUCACUGGUUCUAAAAGGCAAUCAGUGUUAAACAAACACAGGCCCCUUUUUGGAACCAAUAUAAUAAACUCAGACACAUUAAUCUCUACUCACGUCUCUAGUCAGGGUCUGACCCCUAACUCUUUCGGCUUUAAUGGAAGGAAGUAAGGGUCAGCUGACAUUAGCUAACAGAAGUUUGUGUAACAGUUCAGAUAUACAUAUAAGCAAAUAAAUAUCAUUUCUUAAACUUUUUAUUGAGUGCUGUGAGACAGAAAUAUCUCCCCUCGACAAUACAAGAUUGCGUUAUAGUCUCUGUAUAUCUUAACAGUAUUUACUUAAUCACAAAAUUUGACUUAAAAGAAGGCAUCGAGAGGAAAGAGGAGGUCAGCCUCUGUUUGACCUGGAUGUUUUGGUCCAUGAAUAAAGCACUGACCCUAAACAGUCAAAAGCCCUGGGUGAUAUUCCUGCUUUUGCCACUAAAAAUUUGUAUGACCUAAAACACUUCACCUUAUUUCUCUAGGUCUCACUUGCCUCAUGUGUACAAUGAGAGGACGAAUAACUUCUCUACCAACUAUGAAAACCCAGUAAGAAUGAGAUAAGGUGACACAUAUGAAUGUACUUGGCAGAUCCUGCCAUAUAAAUGAGAUGACAGUAUUUCAUAAAGAGCUUCUUUCUUGAGUAGAGAACAAUGUAUACGAAGAUGUCAUGCCACUUGGCUGUAUUCUUAGAAAUAUUAGAAAUAGUGCACAUUCAAGAAAUAAAUGUGUACCGUGGUUACGAAUACAACUGCUUUGAUGCAACUAGUAAAAUGAAUAAAAUGAUCCCUUUGGAAAAACUAAGUUAUGAAUUGAGAAAACUAAACAAGAUACUAGAAAUUUACCAGUCAGCACCUCUCAAUUCUUGUUUAAUUAGUGACACCUCUUGAGUGCUUCUGGGAAAGAUGAUGAAGUAAGCAUAGUUCUUCAAGGACUACCUCCCAUCCAGCUGAAAGGAAUGACAAAUGACAACCUAUAUAUAUGUGUAUAUAUGUAUAUGUGUGUAUAUAUACACACACAUACACACACACACACCCCUGUACAUACACUAACCCAGAUUUUUAACACUAACUCAUAGUGUUAAAAAGUAGGGGAAGGUAGUAUGCCAUGCCAGAAACAUAAAAGCACUCCUGCUCAGUGUUGUGUAGAUCGUGCCACAUUAAAGGAAGACAUUGAGUAGAACCUUGUAACUUGCCUUCCUGAGAAAAAUCAGUGUCAUGAAGAAAGAGCACUAAGAGACCUGCGGUUUUGUGCAGUGGUUACAAGUGGCUAUAGCAACUCCAGACCUUACAUCUCAGAUUCAAACCCAGUAGAGGAAAAAGUGAUGACUUCUUCCCAAGCGUCUCAGCAAAAGUAUCUCCCUCUAUCCCAUUAGCUCUGAUUGUGGCAUGUGCCAUCCCUGAGUAAUGCUUAACAGCCAGAGAAAUGUGUGGCUUAACCAUAGGCCUGGAUACCCUUGAGCCAGAGUAAAUAGGGAGGGAAAUUUAUGUGAAGCAUAUUGGCUAUGAGUUAAGGAGAGGUGAUUCCUUAGAAAUCUUUGUACAGUUUUUGUUUAAAAGGGUGAAUGCUUGGCAGCCAUGUUUACUAUAACUGCCUGCUCUUAGUCACUAGAUGCUUCACAUAUACCUUAGUUCAGAAUUGCUUGACUAGCUCAGUUGGUAGAGCGUGGGACUCUUAAUCCCAGAGUCAGUGGGUUCAACCCUCACAUUGAGUGGUUCUACUUUUUUUUUUUAACACCUGCGAAAAGAAGGGAAAUU
Molecule: messenger RNA, 7052 nt
Organism: Cercocebus atys (sooty mangabey)
Lineage: Eukaryota; Metazoa; Chordata; Mammalia; Primates; Cercopithecidae
Gene: SCAPER
Product: S-phase cyclin A-associated protein in the ER
Exons: 27
Coding region: 503-4105 (1200 amino acids)
Molecular function (GO): zinc ion binding; nucleic acid binding
Source: RefSeq, a predicted model, not a curated record